AUGGUAAUCGGAAAAGCAAUCGUUGCCAGGGAUCCUGUCCAUCCUCUGACUCCGAAUUGGUCAUUGGAAGAUGUGGAUGUCCAUUCACCAGGUGAAGGCGAGAUCCUCGUCGAAAUGCGUGCUGUGGGAAUAUGUCACACCGAUCUUGUUUUGACUUCAGUACCUAAUGGCGCACUUGGUAUCGAAUAUCCAAAGGUGGCAGGACAUGAAGGUGCCGGGAUUGUACGCGGUGUCGGCAAAAACGUUCAAAGCGUCGAAAUCGGCGACCCAGUUCUUCUAUCUUUCUAUUCUUGUUCAUCGUGUCAACAAUGCGAGAACUCUUAUCCUGCAUACUGCAAGGACUUUGCGCAGGAAAAUUAUGGCGGCCAGAAGCGGAUGUCAGUACGUGACAGUGGUGAAGAACUGUGGGCGAGGUUUUUUGGACAGUCCAGUUUCGCUCAGUACAGCGUCGUUAGCGAAGCAAGCGUUAUUAAUGCCAAGGGUCUUUUGGAGCAUGAUGACGAGCUUCAACUUUUCUCCCCACUAGGUUGUGGAUUCCAGACGGGAAUGGGUGUCAUCCAAAACACAACCAACGCAGGACCGGGUGAUACAGUAUUGAUCCUAGGCUUGGGUGCUGUUGGAAUGGCCGCUCUUAUGACUGCGAAAAUACGCAAUUGCAAGACCAUCAUUGCUGUGGACCGUGUCAAGGAACGUCUUGAACUGGCCGAAACCCUUGGAGCGACACAUACUUUGGAUACCAGCGGUCCAGAUUUCACCACACUCGAUGGCGCGGUCAAGAAAUUGUUACCCGGCGGAGUCUCCAUUGUGAUCGAAACAACAGGGGUACCUACUCUAAUCGAGCAGGGGCUCCAAUCUACACAUGCACGAGGCAGGAUAGUGCUCAUUGGAGUACCACCGCUAGGGUAUCGCAUGAGCUUUGAUGUGACAGAGCAAAUCAAUAUGGGCCGAUCGAUCAUGGGAUGUAUAGAAGGAGAUUCUGUCCCCAAAAUUGCUAUCCCACAAAUGAUCAAGUGGUACCGGGAAGGUCGCUUUCCUGUCGAUAAAAUGAUCAAGUUUUUCAAUGCUACAGAUUACCAACAGGGGUUGGAUGGCAUGAGAGAUGGAAGUGUGAUCAAACCAGUUUUGUUAUGGAAGGGACAGUAG
Molecule: messenger RNA, 1143 nt
Organism: Penicillium concentricum
Lineage: Eukaryota; Fungi; Ascomycota; Eurotiomycetes; Eurotiales; Aspergillaceae
Product: NAD(P)-dependent alcohol dehydrogenase
Exons: 6
Coding region: 1-1143 (380 amino acids)
Molecular function (GO): zinc ion binding; oxidoreductase activity
Source: RefSeq, a predicted model, not a curated record